AACGAACUCUGCCGAACACCGUGGACCAAAACACCUCUGCUGGUGGUGAUUUGGUGAAGGUCAAGCAACACACUGAAGAUGCUUCAGGUACUAAUGGAAGUAUUGCCCAACAUUCAUGUAGGCAAUAUCUACAUAACACUACCUGAACACUCUGAGUCUUGUCGAGAUGUCCAUGUUGAGAAGUCUAAAUGUGUGGUGCAAUUGCAAUCUGACCAGGAGGUGUGCUUGAACCUGCCAAGAGGAACAAGUUUGAAGCCAGAUGUGGUGAGGUCAGUCAGCCAAGAAGGACAAGUGGUCACUGUCAGAGUACAGCUUGAUGAAUGGACAUCCCUGAUAAGUACCUUAGCUUCUGAUCUUAAGAAUGAUUCUGACUUGCAAUCAGUGGUUCCAUUGUCUAGCACUCUUUGUAAUACUGAGUUGCAGGGCCAUUGCAAGCAGUGCAAACAACGAGUGUUUGAAUGUAUAAGAUUCCAGAGAGUGCUGCCCCUGCCCUCUGUGGACUGGGAACAGGCCUCAGAAGAUUGGUUUUGCCACAUACACAAGGAAGAUGGAGAGAAACUGAAACCAGCCUGUCUUCAGCCUGAAGAAGAUGAUUGUUUCUACACAGAAUUAUUUUUCCUGCUUCACCCCAGUGUAAUGGAGUACAUGAAACAUACCGUAUCCACCUGUGGCCCAGAAAUAAACUGUGCCAAGUGUAACACUUCCCUUGGUGUGCACCAGCAUCAGUCAGUGAAAAUGUGGACUCAUAAUCUGGUGUGGAGAAGGGAGGAGGGAGAUAUAGUGCACAAUACAGACAUCAGUGCAAUAAUGCUGAUGUUGUUUCAAAAUAUUGAUAAAGAUAAUUUUGGUGUAAACUGUAGACUUGUUCUUCAGCUUCCAACAGUGCCAAGGAGGUACUUGUACAUGGUGACAAUGAACACCAACCAGAAACUUUUGAUUUGUGAGGAGGAUUUAAAUUUGUUUCACACAGGAGGGAAUCAGAAGGAGAAUCAGUGUAAGGAGAACUUACCUGAGGGAGGUGUGGCAGCCAAGCGCACCCGAAGAAGUGGCCAGACUGAGAUGAAGCUGCAGGCCGUGUUUGGAGUGAAACUGUUGUAUGUGGAGAAGGAGGGUGAUGAUGAGGAGAGUGGGGAGUGGGCUGAUAGUGUGCAUGUCCACCUCAUCCCUUGCAGUGACUCUUUCUUCUCAGGAGUCAAGGCUCUGCUAGACACAACCAACAGCUGCUUGCCAGAAAAUAUCAGACAUGUGGAAAAGAUGAAAGUUGGCUACAUCAUCAAAUAAGACAUUAAUGAACAAUAAUAAAUGUUUUUAUAUAAA
Messenger RNA from Portunus trituberculatus (swimming crab), 1317 nucleotides. RefSeq names its product E3 ubiquitin-protein ligase E3D-like. Gene Ontology annotation, cellular component: cytosol; nucleus; ubiquitin ligase complex. The transcript has 2 exons. Gene Ontology annotation, biological process: protein autoubiquitination; proteasome-mediated ubiquitin-dependent protein catabolic process; protein monoubiquitination. The record is from RefSeq and is a predicted model, not a curated record. Lineage: Eukaryota; Metazoa; Arthropoda; Malacostraca; Decapoda; Portunidae. Gene Ontology annotation, molecular function: ubiquitin conjugating enzyme binding; cyclin binding; ubiquitin protein ligase activity. The coding region runs from base 79 to 1281 and encodes 400 amino acids.